Acanthamoeba castellanii str. Neff is the source of this 4971-nucleotide messenger RNA. RefSeq names its product BTB/POZ domain containing protein. The transcript has 26 exons. Gene Ontology annotation, molecular function: ubiquitin protein ligase binding; carbohydrate binding. The record is from RefSeq and is a predicted model, not a curated record. Gene Ontology annotation, cellular component: cytoplasm. Bases 1 to 4971 code for a protein of 1656 amino acids. NCBI's taxonomy places the organism in Eukaryota, Discosea, Longamoebia, Acanthamoebidae. Gene Ontology annotation, biological process: regulation of proteolysis; proteasome-mediated ubiquitin-dependent protein catabolic process.
AUGGAGCACAAACCGGCCAGUGCCAAGCGCAAGUCGCACCAGCAAGCCCCCGCAGCAACCACGGAGGAUGCCCAGGUAGCCCAGGUGGCGGAGGCUCUUUCGCUCGCGGGCCAGGCGCCGGCGGCCAAGGUCUUUAACUUCAUGUCACGAGUGCGGCAGGUGGUGUGCUCGUCCUACCACGCCUGGUUCCUCCUUGGAAUUCACGGCAAGCACGGUGCCUGGGCUGGGUUCGGCAAUGGCGGGCCGGCCUGUACGAGCCGACUGGGUGCUAACGGUUGUCCAGCGAGAGGGCUCGACUGGGGCGGGUUUCGCGGCGCUGCGAUCUGCGGCAUCGGUCCAGGGCAGCUGUUCGCGCGCGGCGCCACCGACGGCGACGACGUGCACCUGGAGUGCCCCACCGGCGGCGUUAUCUCCGAGAUCGUGUGGGCGCGCUACGGCCGCAUCGAGGGCUCGUGCGAAGAGGCCCCCACGGCGCCACUCACGGUGCACGACCAGUGCGAGGCCUUGCCCGCCACCGUCAAGAAGCGCGUGGCGAGCGCGUGCGUGGGCCAUACGUCGUGCACGGUCCACGCCCUCGACACGCUCUAUGCCGAGGAAGCGGGCGAGCCAUUUCUGUGUCCCCACGGCGUGGAGCAGGUCGAGUGCCGCGAGGACCAAUGGCUAGGCGUCGAGCGGUCGAGCCGGCGGCAGGCGCGGUACGAAUCGCGCGAGCACCACGCGCAGGCGCACAUGGCGCCGGUGACCUAUGCCGGCACGGAGGACCAUUACUUCAAGUCGACCAUGGUAGCCCAGGUGGCGGAGGCUCUUUCGCUCGCGGGCCAGGCGCCGGCGGCCAAGGUCUUUAACUUCAUGUCACGAGUGCGGCAGGUGGUGUGCUCGUCCUACCACGCCUGGCGGCCCAGUGGCGCCCGACGCAUCGUUACUGUGGAGGACCAAAGGGUGAGGCAAGUGGCCUGUGCUGGUUCCAUCGCGGUACUUCUGAUGGAAAGCGGGAAGGUGGCGUGGUGCAAAGUGGGUUCCGACUCCAGCCACCCGCCGCUCAUAGAGCUGACUCUGGUCGGCGAGAAAAACCCCACCUUUCCGCCUGUCAAAGAGGUGGCCUGCACGGAGGGCUACGUUCUCCUGCUAUGCGAGGAGCGAUCUGUAUUCAUGGUGAAGCUUUUGGCUGGGCCGACGGCCUCCAUGUGCUUGGGAAACCAAACCAUCGCAGGCUCCGUGGCCAACUUCGCAGCCCUCACGGCUGGUGGUGAUCUCUAUACCUGGGAACCGAGCAGCGAGCCUACAAAAGUCGAGGGGCUGGAGAACAAGGGCAUCAAGUCGAUUGCCGCUGGGUCCUAUCACAUGGCUGCCAUCACCAACGACGGCCAGCUCUACACUUGGUACGACUCCCGGCUCGCCAGGGGAGGCAAUUCAAUGCACCAGCUGGGCCUCGGCGGUGGGGAAAAGAAGACAGCCAUUCCAAAGCGCGUGGCGGCUCUUCUCACGGAGAUGGGUCGCGUCUACACAUGGGGCGCGGGUACCUCGGGUGCGCUGGGGCACGGCCAAACGGCUGACCAGAUCACGCCUCGCCUUGUUGAAGAGCUGCGCGACCCCAAUAAGACGAAGCUGGCCAAGGACAUCUCCUCUCUGCUCGCUUUCGAUGGCGACAACUUCUCCGACGCGACCGUCUACGGCAGAGGCAGUGCUCGAGGUCUUGCAUGCCACAAGAUGGUGCUUGGGCGCCUACCUGCAUGGAAGCGAAUCAUCGAGGAGAACGACGCCAAGGCUGGUCUGGAAGCCGAACCGGUCCUCCAUGUCGACGUGGAGGACCGCUUGCUGCCAUUCGUGGUCAGGGCCGUCUAUGGCCACCCGCUCGCGCCCGACCUGGCCACCGCCACCUACCUUCAGCUGGCGGCCGUGGCCAAGCGAUUGAAAUUCGCUGCGUUCUUCGAGGAGGUCGUGGCGACGUUCGGCUCCGGCAUCAAUGCCGACAACGUGUGCCGCGUGUGGAGGGAACUCGCGCAUCUCCAGAAGCGAAUCCCGGGUAUCGCGGGCAACGACCUCGGCCCCAACGAUGAUCACGGCCUGGCGCCGCUGGUUCAGGGCGACUUGGCCAGGUUCCACUCGCCCUGCUUCGUGAUGGUCAUCUUCAACUUCGAGCAGAAGUGGAGCAGCGACGAGGAAUUUCGGGCGGUCGCGUACGAAGCCAGCCAGCACUCGCACAAGAUCGAGUCCAUGAUCAAGGAGAAGACACGGCACCAGACCAGCAGGUCGGUGCGCGAGCAACGACACCAGGACCAAGCGGACAAGACCGUCGGUACAUCAGACGAAGGCGCACCUACGACCAUGCCUGAGGAAGUCGCGCAAGCAGACUUAGCGGGCGCUUCGGCCGCGACAGGCGCGACAACAGAGACCACGGCUUUGCCCGACCACGAGCCUGAAACGAGCAACACAACCGGAUCGUCGAUGUUUGAAGAAUAUGAGUCCACGGCCACGGCAGAGGAGGAAGAGUCUCUGUCGAGCACGCUGGCCGCAUUUGUCGACAACGAGCGCUACGCCGACGUCAAGCUCGUCGUGGAGGGUCGCGACAUCCAGGCGCACAAGGCCAUUCUGUGCGCGCGGUCGUCGCACUUCCGCGCCAUGUUCACGCUCGGCAUGCGCGAGGCCACGACCAACGUGAUCGAGGUGGGCGAUAUUUCAUACGAGGUCUUCGCAACGAUCCUUCGCUACCUCUACGCCGCCGAGGUUGAGUUACAGGAGGAAACGGUGGUCGAACUCAUGAUCAGUGCCAACCAGUACGUGCUGCUGCCUCUGCAGGAGCAAUGCGAAGCGUUCAUCGAGCAGGGCCUGUCGGCGGAGAAUGCUGGGUACUUCCUGGAGAUGGCCAACCGGUUCCAGGCGCAGCACCUCAAGGCCCUCGCCCUGGAGUACAUGGUCCAGCAUCGCGCCGAGUUCGAGUCGGAGUGUCUCGUCGCCGGCUCCGGCAUCAACUGGGCGCCAGUCAACAGCUUCUCGACGUUUUCGAUUCAGUCGUGCAACGUGGAUGGCGACCUGCUCGCCUCUGGCGGCCAAGAGUUCGAAGUGAAGAUCUACCCAAUCGAUGUGCCGGAACUCGCCGAUACGCCCGGCUCCGAUUUUGACUCGGCCCGCAGCGCGAGCACCGACGACAAGGAAGCGGAAGGCGAUGACAAGAGAAUGGCCAAUCUCGAUGCCAACCGAUAUGACGACCGGCUGCUCGAGGAUAUCAAGACACAGCUGCAGCAGCAGGGCUUCAUCAAGGCCCGAGUCACCGAGUACCUGCAGGUGGCUAACCCCACAGGCGAGUACGUGGUGCAGUAUGGUGUGCCUUACCGGGGCACCUACAGACUCGAAGUCACUCUCUACGGCAAGCACGUCAGAGGCAGUCCUUUCAUCAUCUGGGCCGGACACGAAUAUUCGCCCCACGACUGCGAGCUUAUCUACGACGCCGAGCAGCUAACUCUCGUGGCCGGAGAGUACCGAACCUUCACCCUCGUGGCCAAGGACUCGUUCGGUCAGCAGUGCCUUGGCGGAGGCAAGGAAUGGGAGGCUACUAUAGGAGAGGCGCUGGACGGCUCUGGGGUUUCGCUCGAGGACCACAACGAUGGCACCUACACCCUCUCCGUAAUGGCAACCCUGGCCGGCCAGCACCCGCUCACUGUCGGACUCAAGUCCGAUGCGUUGACGCUCUUCGGUCGCCACAUUGGCUCGACCACGGCGAGGCCCUCACGCCCCAUCAAAGAAACGUUCGAGGUGGUGCUGCACGACCGGUGGGACAACGAGGCGGGCCUGGCCGGCAAGACGCUGGACGACAUUCAGGUGGUCAUCAGGCGCGAGCGACCGGGCGAGCUCGUGCGCGCUCAGCAGCGGCGCGACCUCCUCACUCGGCUGUGGCGUACCGAGGACGAACUCGCCACUGCCGAGCGCACAAUACGGCUCCGUGAGGCCAGGGAGCGCAACGUGGCCAAGCACCGCGGGGACCUCCUGCUGUUCAAGCAGAAGAUCAAAGCCCAGGCGGCGUCCAGCGCCGACGCGCAGAAGGCUCUGCAGGGCGAGACCAAGAUCGAGCUUGAGGCCACCACCAAGCGGGCCGAGGUCGAAGAGCUCCGGGCGCUGGACGCAGCGCUCACCAGCGACCCCGAUUGGCAGCUCGACAACAACGCCGAGGAGCAGCUCAAGUCGGCCGACAACGUGCGCGUUUCGGUCGCGCUCAACCCUCUCUCCGGCUUCACGGUCGAGUACACCAUCGAGAAACCGACGAGCGACGACGCCAACGCCUCCACCGGCCAGUAUGUGAUCAUCGUCAAGCUGCACGGGGAGCACAUCACCAGCAGCCCGGCGUCCGUCAUGUGCUGGGGCGAGUCCCUCUUCGCAGCGCCGGCGUUGCCCGCGUUCGCCUUCAGCCCGCCCACUGCCACCGGUUCGUCCCCCUACAAUCAGUCGGGACUGCUCGCCGGCAUGACCACCACCGCCACGAGGAGAAAGGACCGAGCUCCGGGAGGCCGCAAGAGCAGAUCGAGUGCCGCUGCCGCCGCCGCUGAGGAAUCCACUUCGCUCUCGUUUUCCUUGCUCUCCCUGAAUGGUCCCGAACCAACGCCUGGCGCCACCCUCUCCACAUCGCCUUCAUCAUCAUCGUCGCCGUUCUCUUUGUCGGCCGCGCCGCCUCCUCCGUCGACGUCAUCAUCGCCGCCGGCGAGUCCGUUCUCGUUCUCGACCAUGCCGCCUCUUACCCCAACGUCGGCUUCAUCGUCGUCACCAGCGAGUUCGUUCUCCUUUACAACCGCCGCGACACUUGCACCCGGCGAGCCUACUGCUCACUUCUCGUUCUCGUCACCUUCGCCAUUCGCAUCAUCAUCGCCCUUCGCGCCUGCGACUUCUACUCUCAUGUCUUCGUCUUCUUCAUCCUCUUCCUCAUCACCCUCUGUGUUUGCCUUUGGCUCCCCCACCCCGAGCGAGCCGGCGAACCUGGAAUAA